GCUACCCCAAAGGAUCGCUGCCAGGGAGGUGAGGCAGAAGUCGAACUUCAUUGUUCACGGGACACUCUCUGGAAGAGCCCGUUGGGCGCGCCUGCGCAACGUGCGCUCUUUGUGAAGGGCUGCAGCAGGCUGCUUGUUUGUGUCUUGCCUCGGGGCGCGGAGGCGGGACCGAGGGAGUGGCCUGACAGGCGCACGCGGAUUGGGCCGCUGCAGGGAAGUGGGCGGGCACGGGGCGGGGCCUCGGGUAACAACACUGGCCGCGGUGGCCAGCGCUAUUUGUUGCUGCGCCGCCUCGCCCGAGUCAUGGUCCUUGCUCCGAACCUUCCAGCAGCAGCCUCCGCCGCCGCCCCGUGACGCCUGCUCCCCGCCUUUCUGCCGAGUCCCCGCGCCAUGACCGUCGUCUCCAUCCCACAGCGAGAUCUCGCUCUGGGCGGCCGCUUAGCGCCGCUCGGGUUCCUCGGGGCCCUCCCGAUGGUGAACCCGGCCCCGCCGCCCUUGCCGCGCCUUCCGGACCCGCGCGCGCUGCCACCCACCCUCUUCCUGCCGCACUUCCUCGGGGGGGACGGGCCGUGCCUGGCGCCCGCGCCUCGCACCACCGCGCCGUCCGGCUGCACCUUGGCCCCGGCGGCUGCCCCGCGGGCGGCGCCCAAGAAGCGGCGGAAGAAGAAGGUGCGGGCCAGCCCGGCCGGGCAGCUGCCCAGCCGCUUCCACCAGUUCCAGCAGCACCGGCCGAGCCUGGAGGGUGGUCGCAGCCCGGCGCCGGGGCCAAUCGUCGCGCAGGAGGAGCGAGGUCCGGCGGCCACUGCCCUGCUCCACAGACAGCCCCCACUCGCGAAGGAGGUUUUAAAAUCAAAGAUGGGAAAAUCGGAGAAAAUUGCCCUUCCCCACAGCCAGCUUGUGCAUGGUAUACACUUGUGUGAACAACCAAAGAUAAACAGACAGAAAAGCAAAUACAACUUGCCACUAACCAAGAUCACCUCUGCAAAAAGGAAUGAAAGUGACUUUUGGCAGGAUUCUGCUUCCUCCGAUCGAAUGCAGAAGCAAGAAAAAAAGCCUUUUAAAAAUACUGAGAACAUUAAAAGUAACCAUUUGAAGAAAUCAGCAUUUCUAACAGAAGUGAGCCAAAAGGAAAAUUACGCCGGAGCAAAGUUCAGUGACCCACCUUCCCCUAGUGUCCUCCCAAAGCCUCCGAGUCACUGGAUGGGAAGUACCGCUGAGAACCCCAGCCAGAGCCGGGAGCUGAUGGCAGUGCACUUGAAAACGCUCCUCAAGGUGCAGACCUAGGCUUCAGUCUGCAGUGUGUAGUAAACCUCGAUUUCCCCAGACCUUUGGACUCGAAAGGAAAUGGAUACAGCAGUGAAAACUUGCCCUGUUGCAGCAUCCAACACAAUGAGCUUAAGUCACACAAGCAGCUUGUAUUAUAUUUUAUAUUUUGUAAAUACUGUAUACCAUGUAUUAUGUGUAUAUUGUUCAUACUUGAGAGGACAUUAUAGUUUUGUUAUGAAAGUAUGUAUUUUGCCCUGCAGAUGUGGUGGGUGUUUUGUAUAUAUACAGUGGAGAUAUUCUAAGUGGGUGCUAAGGCACAUGGAAGACUGUUUAUUUGCACAGGUACCGAAAUUUUUUUAAGAACAGCUGUCAAAUCUCAAAAGUAAAGAUGUAAAUGUGAACAAUUUGCUUAUGUACUACUGAAGGUGAACCCGGCACAGUCACUGUAAACAUGGAGUCUGUGCUGCUCUAAAUUGACUUGACUUUUAAUCUGCAAUUAUUAGAAAGCUUCCCGUUUUUACCAAACCUCAUUUCUGGAUAUUGGUAUAUUGCCAUUAUUGAGAUUUAAAACACCUCUAAUUUUAAAUACCAACAAAAUUGGUUGUAAUCAAAUUUUAAAUCAAUAAUAAUAAUUUGGCCUCCCCCCUUUUAAGGUA
Messenger RNA from Mus caroli (Ryukyu mouse), 1922 nucleotides. It is a transcript of the gene Pnrc1, whose product is annotated as proline rich nuclear receptor coactivator 1. The record is from RefSeq and is a predicted model, not a curated record. Lineage: Eukaryota; Metazoa; Chordata; Mammalia; Rodentia; Muridae.